CUCUGUGUCUUCCGUAUUUGACCUGAAAAAGUCUACAGCACUCGCAAAAAACGUGUCCGCUUCGGUAUCUCUCUCAUCUUCAAUUACUAAAGAAAUUAGAUCUAGGGUUUCUGCUUGCAAGUGACCGAAAUGGAUGCCUUAGAUAACGUGUUUGAUCCUCUCAGAGAUUUCGCCAAGGACAGUGUCCGCCUCGUUAAGAGGUGCCACAAACCCGAUCGCAAAGAAUUCACGAAGGUCGCGUUCCGUACUGCAAUCGGUUUCGUGGUGAUGGGAUUCGUCGGAUUCUUCGUGAAGCUGAUCUUUAUCCCGAUCAACAACAUCAUCGUCGGUUCUGGUUGAAGCUUCCGGGAUUAUCAACAAUUCUACAGGAUGAAAGUUGUUCAAAGAGCUUGUCUUUAAAGAGGAAUGCUUAGCAUUUAGCUCUGUUUUAGGUUCCUUUUUUGAUAUGUAUGCAAUACUUGAGUAAAACAGGAAAUUAUGAAUUAAAUUGAGGAUUUUGGUUCA
Messenger RNA from Ricinus communis (castor bean), 504 nucleotides. RefSeq names its product protein transport protein Sec61 subunit gamma. Gene Ontology annotation, biological process: post-translational protein targeting to membrane, translocation; protein targeting. The coding region runs from base 130 to 339 and encodes 69 amino acids. The transcript has 3 exons. The record is from RefSeq and is a predicted model, not a curated record. Gene Ontology annotation, cellular component: membrane; Ssh1 translocon complex. Lineage: Eukaryota; Viridiplantae; Streptophyta; Magnoliopsida; Malpighiales; Euphorbiaceae. Gene Ontology annotation, molecular function: transmembrane protein transporter activity.